This is a messenger RNA of Anopheles maculipalpis, 3961 nucleotides long. RefSeq names its product serine-rich adhesin for platelets (gene thw). Gene Ontology annotation, cellular component: extracellular region. The record is from RefSeq and is a predicted model, not a curated record. NCBI's taxonomy places the organism in Eukaryota, Metazoa, Arthropoda, Insecta, Diptera, Culicidae. Bases 1 to 3954 code for a protein of 1317 amino acids. Gene Ontology annotation, molecular function: chitin binding. The transcript is spliced from 3 exons.
AUGGGACAUUAUACUUUGUUCAUACGCUUAGUGUGUCCGGUUCUCGUAAUUUUAUCGGAACUUACGUCGAUCGAAGGCAACUCUAAGAGCACGCAGAGGAACCUAUUUCGCGUGCCAUCGCGACGAGCUCCUCGAAGUGCAUUGGUUGAGGAAAAUGAUAGCGGUACUGCAACCAAUGCGUUCGCUGAUGGUGAAAUGGACAGUUACCAAGGUUUGGUUGGCCGUCCCGGUAUUGACUUUCCAGUUCUAACACACAUUCCGAAGACAAUUUUCGAUUGCAAAAAUCAUGGAAAUGGUUACUUUGCCGAUUUAGAAACACGUUGCCAGGUGUUUCAUAUAUGCGACGAUGGAAAAAAGAUCUCGUUUCUUUGCCCAAACGGUACGAUCUUUAGACAGCUUGAUUUGAUUUGCGACUGGUGGUUUAAAGUUGAUUGUGCUGCGACACCGAACCAUUUUGCCGAAAGUACCGAAAUGCUUACUCAAGCGAAAAGAGCGCGCUUGCAAAGUAAGCAUCCAGUACCCCAACCAAUCACUCAAAGCGAUGAAAGACUUACACUGAACAUCCAGGACAAGCGGUUGCUGCUAGGAAACACGAACAAUUUUCGGAAUGCUAAAACGCCGGCACGUAAUACCCUCGAACUGAACAGACGAAUGGAUCGAAUCGUAUCAGCCGAAUCGAAUGGUUUUGGUUCUACAAGAAAUGGCAAAACUUUAAAAGAUAAUACUGAUAAAACAUAUUCGGUGGAUGAAAUACAGGACACUGCACAAAGUGCGUCGUUUGCCUCAAUAGCGAACAAAAUGUUCAACACGUAUUAUGCGCAAGAACAGCUUUUGAAAGAUCAAACUAACGUCAACAAACUAAGACGAACGGAGUCCAAUGGGGAAGAUUCACAUCGUGAUUACCUCUCGGCAUUGUCAAAAGAUGGACGAGAUGAAAAUAUCAGCAGCAGCAGCAGCAGCAGCAGCAACAACAACAGACAUGCGAUGAAUUACAUGCCUUACACAACUGCACGAAAACUGAAUCUAAAUAGCAAAGUUACGCAAUUUUACACUCCAACAGUACCCACGUUCACUACCAGUACGAGAACAACAACGGUGGGAGCAAUAACUGAGGAUGCCAUGGUCACGACAAAGGCCACAACAAUCAAUGGUUUCAUCAGCGGUGGACCCGUCGGAUCCCAGAGCUUCAGCAACCAAUUCACUCACCCAAUACGGCGUGAAGGUACUGCCGACGAAGAGACGAUAAUGGAUCAUGCCAUGGAAAUUAUGCAAACUAUCAAAAAUCUAAAAAUUGACGAAUCUGCAAGUAAUGGCGAUGCAGCGAAACAAACCAUAGAUGAAGUGAUGGCUACCGCUUCCACCAAUACAUUCAACGGUCCGUCCAUUACGUUCUCUACGAUUGCAUCGCCGGCAAAGACUUCCUUCGAGUUUUUGCAGCAACCAUCGGGGAUUGGUCCAAACAUUGAUCGUUUCAGAAGGAUGCGCAUUGUGUCCGAGCGUAGGCCCCAGGUUGAUGUCGGACAUCGAUCACUCCUUACACGCACCACUUUAAAUGAAUACGAUCGUCUGUUUCAAACGAGAAAUAAUGAAAACGGUGGAAACCAUAUAGACGAUGUGCACGGUCACGAUCACGAUCAGUCGGAGACGGAGUUCUACAUGGAUUCGCAGAUGGAACACGAUCUGGAAGGUCAAUCUUCAAGGUACCCCGUGUUUGGAAUGUCAAACUCGACACAGAUACGUGAACUGGCACAGAUAUUUACUCAUGCCUUGUCGGCCUACCUUCAAGAUCCUGUGACAUUUCGUCGCAUACUUACUGAAAUUCGCCCGAAAGCACCAGGAACGCAAACGGCCAACAAAUCGUUUACGCUCGAACGAUCGCUCGCUACCGGCGAAUUGGAGACUAAUGUUCCAUCCUUACUUGAAACUACCACAUACUCGUCAGUCGAUAACUCAAUUCAAAACGCUCGUCUGCAGGAUGGAGAUAAUUAUGAAGUGCUAGACUUCUCCGAUUUAUCGACCACAACUACUACCGGCAACCCUUCGGAAAAAGAAACAACUGUUCUAGAUACCACAACAACACUACCGACAACCACGGUUGAUAGUAAUACCGAUUACAACAGGGUUAGCUUUAAACCAGAAGAUAUUUCCAGAAAGCAGGGUAAGAGUUUGUCGAUCAAGUUUAUAACUAACAGUCGCAAUGAACUUGCCGAUGAAGUGAACAGUGAACUAGGUACACCGGCUUCCUUCAGCUAUACUAACCGCUUCGCGGAUCAAGCCAGUGCAGAGGGUCAAAAUAACAGAGAGGCUGGCGAUGUCACAUCGACCAUAAUAAACCGUUUGGACACAAAAGCACCAACAAUUUCUAGUGCGUUGCCAACCGCAACAGCUAAUGCUGUGACUGAACCAGUACCGGCUCCUCAAUCGAUUCUUAAACCACCGGUAAUAACAAGCAGUCGGUAUUCCGCGGAGAUCAAGCCAAAAACCACCCUUGUACUGGAAGACGACGAACAGUUGCAACGGGCUCAAAGCGAAUCGAUCGUAUCUAGCCAAAACAAUCGACCAAUUUACGAACGAAACAAGUACAGUGUCAUUAGUUUGCAUAAUUUUAGGGACAAUCCCACAACCGGAGUUACAUCUGGCUCAUUGGGGAACCAGACGCCCAUCGCUACUGUCCAACCUGCUGCCAAUUCGCAACAAGAAGCUAACGGGAUAGUGCCAUUAUCUCGUACCACAAUGUCUUAUACAGUAUUUUUUGAUCCUUUAACUAUUAACGAUGAGCUAAUGGAGUUGGAAAAACCAAAACCAACAGCAGCUCAUAUACCAGCAAUUCAUAUGGUUCGACAAUAUGGAUGGAACGGAACACUGCUCAAACCAGAUGCUAGCACGCCUAAUGUAGCAGCGGACGAUUAUUCUACGUCACUGAUGAGUGAGAAUUUGCGCGAAAAUUCUACGCUUAUGCAGAAGAAGGCAAACGAAAUGUUUGGUGAGCUAAACGAUGCACAGGCAGAUAAACUGAUGAGUGCAAUUAAAAUGGCCGAUAAGGAUAAGUCGAUGCGUCGAUUGAUUUUGCUUUUGAUACGUACUUGCGACGACACUCCAACCAGUACGAAUGAAGAAUCGCGCAAAGCAUUGCUGGAAGCGCUAAUCAACAUUGGAGGUGUGAUGAACACUCAAAGUGCGGAUGAUCUGCGCAUCAUAUCGGACAGCCAAACGCGUGAUGCAGACUAUCGUCGGGGCAAAGAGAUUGGGUACAAUAGAGAUACAAAUUUGUUGUACGCUGGUUCGCCCGAUAAAUCGACCACUCCAAAUAUGGCGGCAACGACAGAAAACUAUGCAAAAGUUUUGACGGGCUCAAACGAUGGCAGCAACAGUGAAGAGCCGCGCGAUAGUCAAGAACGCUUUAAUAGUGAAGAAUGGUUGAAAGGUAAUGAUGUGCAAACUACCGAGGCCACAACCAAGAUGUCUUUGGCAUCGGGCGAGGGACAAACCAACUAUCUACCGAAUACUGUCACCACCCAAGCCAGAUGGGCAUAUGACUAUGACAAUACCAAUCAGCCGCAAUCGACCACCACACCGUACCCGUCUACAGUAGGGCAAACAACUGUUGAUAGCAGUAGUUCAACUGUAUUUACUACGAACGCAGAACCCACCGUGACUACUACAUUAACAGCAAAUCCUACUUCAGAAUCGUCGGACAAUCCUAGUUCAACAGCAAUUCAAACUACUGUUGACGCAAUCGAUACAGAGUAUAGAUCAGUAGAGUCCCUAGAAUCAGAUAGCUCUUCCGAAAUUAAGCCACCUUUUGUCGUAUCUCAGCGUUUACCAAAAGACCUUUCAAGUUCACUAGGCUAUCCUUCAUCGAAAAAGAGCAAACACAAUUCUGCACACAAUUCUGAUACGCGAGCGCUCGAGUUACUGAAAUCGCUAUACUCUUUGGCGGCGAGAUGGGGCUAAAUUUAGU